This is a messenger RNA of Setaria italica (foxtail millet), 1658 nucleotides long. RefSeq lists its product as uncharacterized. The coding region runs from base 61 to 1320 and encodes 419 amino acids. The transcript is spliced from 6 exons. The record is from RefSeq and is a predicted model, not a curated record. Lineage: Eukaryota; Viridiplantae; Streptophyta; Magnoliopsida; Poales; Poaceae.
CCGCUCCCCGCGCCCGCUACAAAACCUCCUCGCCGGCGCCCGCCGCCACCGCCGUCGGCCAUGGCGUACCUCCCGCCUCACAAGCGCCACCCCAGCUCCACCGCCUCCGCGCCCACCCCCAAUCCGCCCCCUCCGUCCCUCUCCUCCUCCCUCCGCUCCCUCUCCCUCUCCUCCCCGCGCGGCCGCGGCCGCGUCGGCGGCGGGCGCCACCCGCUCCCUUCCAACAAGAUCAUCCACGCCGCCGGCUGCAUAUCCCGCUGGUCUCCCCUCCCGCCCUUCUUCCCUAGCCCCGAAGACAGCGACGGCGAGGAGCCCACCCUCCGCCUCGAGCCCUUCCCCUGCGACCCCAUCGAGCGCAAGACCGGCGCCAAGCCCCUCGCUCUCGUCGCCUCCUCCCCAGGACAAGGCUCCUCGGGCUCCACGGCGACCGCGGUAACCGCCAUCGCCGAGAGGUUCUUGCCCGACCUCCUGGCCGCCGCGAAGAGGGCCAAGGCGAGCUACGCGCCCAAGGAGGAAGAGUUGGUGAAGCUGAAUCUCGUGGCCAGAGUGGGAAAGGUGCUCUUCCAGACCCAGCCCGGUAGAUCACCUGUCUCCUUAGAGACACUACGCCAGGCCGCGAAAGCAGGGGAAGGUGGUUCCAAGAGCCAGUUGCAUAAAUCGUUCUACACGAAUGUGCCCAAUGAGUGUCUGGAUGAUAUGGAGCAAUCCGUGGUGAAGAGGAUGGCGCUGGAGUUUGAUUCGUCCAAGGAGCACUACCAUGUGAAGGUGUUUGACAAGCACCACAGCGAUUCUACAAUAUCUUGCAAAUGCACUGUGGAAGAAGAUGGGAGCCUUGCUAUCCAUAAAGUUGAAUGGAAUAAGGUACGGCACUUGGUGGAAGACAUAUCCUGCCUUUUCAAAGAUCUUGAUCUAAGGCUGAUGUUAUGUACAAAAAGGAUCCUGAAAACCCUUGAUCCUGAAGUGGAAAAUGCUUUAAAGAGCUUGGUGUCUUCUGCUGUUAUUGAUCCUGAUGUGAAAGGGGGACUUAGAUGGCCACUUGGAAAAGAGUCCAUUGGUGAGAGGUUCAGCAUAGUUGGGGUGUGGCACACAAACUACAAGGCUUUCAGAAAUGAAACCCUAAGGCUCAAGUUGAGGCAUGGUGACCGAUUCGAUCACCAAACCUCAGCUGGGGAAGUUUCCAAUGAAGUUACCUUCAAACUAAUUGGCAUGUCUCGAAGACUGGAGGAUGUUGAUCCAGAAGAAACCUCUCUGAAGGAGAUGCUGGAGCCUGUGGUUCAAAUGGUAUGGGACAAUGCUCUGAACUACAAGAUCGUGCCUUGAGCGCAGCAGCUAUACUGACGAGCAAAUGGUUCGAUGGAGAAGCUUGACGGUGCCUUCCUUGGAACUGCAACGGAGCUGAUUUCUUUCAGCCUUUCUGUAUAUAUCUUUGGUUCGUGAUAUGUGAUGGUGGGAUUACUGUAUGGGAAUUGGAUGGUUGGUGCUGUACUUGCAAGUUGCAACUUCAGACCCCUGGUUCAAGCUUGGCCCUGCGAUGGGGUUGAUAUUGAGAGCUGCAUCGCGUGUCGAUUGGUUGCUUGCACCCUGUCGUUUGAUACUUUGAUUGGUAUUGGUAUCGGCAAAAGUCAUGGACCUCCACCGGGUUUUCCCGACCUCGGUUA